GCAAGUCCGCCUGUUCUUUGGGUUCCCUAGAGCCUUAGGUGUCGGACGUUGUCGACCGCUUGCUUGGCGUCUCCUGGCUAGAGGAUGUUGACCCGGCUGAAAGCAAAAUCAGAGAGGAAGCUUGCAAAACAGAUUUGCAAAGUUGUACUGGAUCAUUUUGAAAAACAAUAUUCCAAAGAACUUGGAGAUGCCUGGAAUACAGUAAGGGAUACACUGACAUGUCCAUCAUGCUGGCAACACGCUGUCCUACUUAAUCGAUUCAAUUGCCCUUGGGAGCUGGAAGAGGAGUUGCGCUCCAGGGGCUAUCACACACUCUUCCAAGGAUCCUCACCCUACUGCCCGAAGUCAGUGAAGUGCUACGUUAGCAGAAUUCCCCACCUGCUGCCUUCGGAAAGGCACCAGGUGGGAAGCCUGAAAAAGUACUAUCUCCUGAAUGCUGCCUCUCUUCUCCCAGUACUGGCUCUUGAGCUAAGGGAUGGAGAGAAGGUUCUGGAUCUGUGUGCUGCUCCCGGGGGCAAAUCCGUCGCUCUGCUGCAGUGUGCUUAUCCAGGUUAUCUCCACUGUAAUGAAUACGAUAGUCUGAGACUGAGGUGGCUGAGGCAGACGUUAGAAUCUUUCAUCCCACAGCCUUUGGUAAAUGUAAUUAAAGUGUCUGAAUUGGAUGGCAGAGAAAUGGGAGAUGCCACGCCUGAAACGUUUGACAAGGUGUUAGUUGAUGCUCCAUGUUCAAAUGAUCGAAGUUGGUUGUUCUCUUCUGAUUCGCAGAAGGCAGCCUGUAGGAUAAGCCAGAGGAGGAAGUUGCCUGUUCUACAGAUAGAACUCUUAAGAUCUGCAAUUAAGGCGCUACGUCCUGGAGGGUUACUUGUGUACUCUACAUGCACACUUUCCAAGGCAGAAAAUCAGGAUGUGAUCAGUGAGAUUUUAAAUUCCUGCAGUAACAUCAUGCCCAUGGACAUCAAGGAAAUGGCAAGGACUUGCUCCCAAGACUUCACAUUUGCUCCCACUGGACAGGAAUGUGGACUCCUGGUGAUUCCAGAAAAGGGCAAAGCCUGGGGCCCAAUGUAUGUAGCGAAAUUGAAAAAAUCAUGAGCUGUAUGAAAUUGGUGAUGUGAAUUUUGUAAACCAUGGCAAUGUACUAUUAUAUUUAUUUUUCUGGGCUCUCUACGUGUGAACAUUUCAGUAAUUAUGGAGUCGGCUUCCCUAGGUCUGUUUUGGAAUCCUGUUAAGUUAAUACUCUAGCAUCUCAGAGUUUAGGCUUGAGAAUUUUCCAGGUGUAUAUUUUUCCUAGAAAUAUAUCCACAGCAGUGAUUUAAGGUGGUGCAGAUGGUGUUUGUUCUGUAUAAUAAAUCUGCUGUCUUCUACUUGGCAUUUUGUAGUUAAGUUAAUCUACAUGGUUUUGUGCAUAGGAUGUGUAGAAAUGCGUCCUAUCCAUGACGUUGGUACUUUGAACCAACUUUAAAAAUCCACAUUUGCUUGCCC
Messenger RNA from Miniopterus natalensis, 1479 nucleotides. It is a transcript of the gene NSUN3, whose product is annotated as NOP2/Sun RNA methyltransferase 3. Lineage: Eukaryota; Metazoa; Chordata; Mammalia; Chiroptera; Miniopteridae. Gene Ontology annotation, biological process: rRNA methylation. The record is from RefSeq and is a predicted model, not a curated record. Gene Ontology annotation, molecular function: RNA methyltransferase activity. Gene Ontology annotation, cellular component: mitochondrial large ribosomal subunit.